This is a messenger RNA of Trichosurus vulpecula (common brushtail), 5498 nucleotides long. RefSeq names its product secretion associated Ras related GTPase 1B (gene SAR1B). Bases 171 to 767 code for a protein of 198 amino acids. NCBI's taxonomy places the organism in Eukaryota, Metazoa, Chordata, Mammalia, Diprotodontia, Phalangeridae. Gene Ontology annotation, molecular function: GTP binding; GTPase activity. The transcript has 7 exons. Gene Ontology annotation, cellular component: endoplasmic reticulum exit site; COPII vesicle coat. Gene Ontology annotation, biological process: vesicle organization; intracellular protein transport; membrane organization. The record is from RefSeq and is a predicted model, not a curated record.
GCGGCGGCUCCGGGCGCCCCGGAAGGCAGCGGUUGCAACUCCUGCGAGCCGGAAGGCGCUGACGGAGCGGAGGGAGCUGGGGGCGGCCAUCACGCUGUGGUUGUUGGUGGCUUUGAGAGGCCGAGGCCGGGCAUUGUGUUCUCCGCCGUCAGACCCUUUAAAAUUUGGAUAUGUCCUUCAUAUUCGACUGGAUUUACAGUGGUUUCAGCAGUGUACUACAGUUUUUAGGACUGUACAAGAAAUCUGGUAAAUUAGUAUUUCUUGGAUUGGACAAUGCUGGAAAAACAACACUACUACAUAUGUUAAAAGAUGACAGGCUGGGACAACAUGUACCUACAUUACAUCCCACAUCAGAAGAAUUGACCAUUGCUGGCAUGACUUUUACCACUUUUGAUCUGGGUGGGCAUGCUCAAGCUCGAAGAGUAUGGAAAAAUUAUCUGCCUGCCAUAAAUGGCAUUGUUUUUCUGGUGGACUGUGCAGACCAUGAACGACUGUUAGAAUCAAAAGAAGAACUUGAUUCUCUUAUGACGGAUGAAACAAUAGCUAAUGUGCCUAUCCUAAUUCUUGGAAAUAAGAUCGACAGACCUGAAGCCAUUAGUGAAGAGCGGUUACGAGAGAUGUUUGGUCUGUAUGGUCAGACAACAGGAAAGGGAAACGUUUCAAUGAAAGAGUUAAAUGCCAGACCUCUGGAAGUCUUCAUGUGCAGCGUGCUGAAGAGACAAGGCUAUGGCGAAGGCUUCCGUUGGGUGGCGCAGUACAUCGAUUAACGCCAAACCCACGUCUGUCUGUGUCCGAAUACGAAGUCUGCUCAGUUAUUUGAUCACUCAGCAUACAUGACUUGAAUUUAAUAGACUUUUGUUGGUUAUAAAGGAUAAGUUUUUUAGAUCAUUAAUAUUAUAUCAACUAUUAAUUGUGAGUGUGAGGAUUGAAAACUGAUUUCAGGCAAGUUUGGAUUUCACAUUGUUAGCUUUCUAAUCCUAAAAAAUAAUUUACGUUCUUUUACAAUUUAUAAUUUGACAUUUGCACCCAGCACCAUUUUUGGACAGAGUAACUUUCCAGUCCAGUAUGUUUGAAUGCACUUUUUAACAGCUAAAACUACAGAUAUGUGAAUGGUAUUUAAUGCUCAUCAUGUUAAAUUUUUUAUGUACUUUUUUGGAACUGGUUUUAUAAAUUUAGACUAUAUAACCACCUGUCUUUAAGGUACAAUUAAUAAUUAGCUUAUUAAUUGCAUGAUGCCUUACAGUUUUUAAUAAUAUUCUUAUGCAACGUCAUGCAAUAAAACAAAAUCUAAUUUUUGGCAUAUUUGGUGGGGAAAUGUUUCAUUUUGAUGUGUCUUAGUGAGGAUGUUCUUUGAAAAUAUAAGUAUGUGAUAUUUAAUGGACAAUAAGAGAUUGUUUUAGCAUACUGAUAUUAUAAAUGUUUAAGUUCCAGUGGGCUUUUGAAUUUAUCUAGGAGGGUUUUUGUGGCAUAAUGCUUCUCUCACCACUUUCUUCCCUGUGAACUCUGCGUAUUCUUCAGUCACUCGUGUCAAGAGAAUCCAUUUUCAAGUAGUGAAACUCUGAACUCCGGGAGGAAGAUAACUUUCUUGUCUUAUCACAUGCUUGAUUCUUAGUUUAGUAGGCUGUCACAAUUGUUUGAUUCUGAAGUACUUUUAACCGUGUUGGUGCUGAUUUGAGGAACAUGUCCUUAUUGUAAGAAACAAGUCACCAAUCUUUAUAUAUGAUGGGAUACCCAAGUCAAAUUAGAAGUUGUCUCCUAUAUACAAUUUUAGCUUGGUAGCCUUCUUGUUUGCCUUACUUAAGAGAAGCAGCUUGUUAUUUAAGUUUUAUCAAGACAUUUUACUCAGUGGAUUUUUUGCUUCUUGUCCCAUUCUUCAUGGCAUUCUUGCUGUGGAAAAAAACAAACAAACACUUUUCUCACCUUUUUACUCUUGUUUUGGGCAGUUUUUUUGUUUAGAGCACUCAGGUUUUCAUCUGCACAUGUGAUGUUUGUUAUUCUCUAUCCCCUCUACAAGCCUUUGUGAUAAUUACAGAUAGUAUCUGAUAAGAACUUGGUAACUUUAUCAAGAUGCUUUUCUAUUUUCUCACAUUCACUUCAUUAGUACAGUAAGACAAAAGAGUGAAUAGAUAAUGCUAUAUGUUUCAAGAGAGUUUUAAAACAUAUGACUUAGUUCCUUAUUUUACAAAGGUCUUAUUUACCGGAAUUUAACUCUGGUAUAAUUGAAAUUAAAUGUUUUCUUAAGCCUUUAAUGGCGUAAUCCUGAGAGAAGCCUUAUAAUACUAAAUGUGACCUUUAGUCCAGAUACACAUACAACAAUGCUGCUAGUGAGAUGUUUUACAUUUUUACACUGGGGAGUCUAAACUUUGUGGAAUCAUUUCUUACCUUGAAAUUGGAUUUUGGUUAUUCAAAUCUGCCAAGUUUCAUAUUCAGUUCCUUUCCAAGCAAAACUAAAGGGCUGUUUCCUGUGUAACUGAUAAUGCAUCAGUAACAGGCUACAUUUCUAACUUACUAGGACAUUAUACUAGAUAUUAUAACAGGAAGUUGCCUCUAAGGUGCUCAUUGAAUGUGAACAAGGCAUCAGUGAUUAAAAUUAAGUCCCUUUUGCUGAUGGCAUCUCAUAUACAUCGAGGACAUGUCUUUCUGUUCCUUUUAAUGUCAGCAUAGUUUAAGAAGUUAAUAACUGACACUGUAAAUAGAAAAACAAGUUGUAUCUUUGUGUAAAACAGUCUGUUCAAGACUUGGAGUGCUCUUAUUGUGGAGUCGACACUUGUUAGAAAAAGAAGCAGACAGGUUCACUUUAGAAAACCGUAUAUAUAAGCAGCAUGAGCCUUUUGCCCAGUGGGGGUAGGGGGGAUUCUUGUGACCUAAGCCUGUGGAAAUGAAGCUGAACAAAGCAAUGAGAGCUGAAAUUCCCUCUUCCUCCCAGGAAACGUGUGUAAAGCCUUUUGCUAGCUGAUCCAUGAGGCAGCUUUGAGAGGGACCCCCCAAUGGCUACUUGUGUUAUUAUUUCCAAUAUACACAAGCAAACUAAGGUAGCAGAAAAGAAGAGCAGAAGAAUAUGUGUGAGUAUACUUGUGAUAUCUGUGGAUAAAUAUUAGUGUUGCAUAUAUGCAAAUUUUAUACUUCACACUGUACAGUGCUAGUUUAAAAUGUGGUUGUAACCUCUUGCAUCCAUGCAAAUUGGAUGCAGACUAAUCAGUCAGCAUUCAGAAAAUAUAAGCUAAUUUUGAAAAGUAAUAUACAUAAAAUCUGAAAGCUGUAUUUAUAAAAUGUUUUGGAUUGACAUUCUUAGCAUAGCCUCUCAUGUUUCAUUGACUACUAUUAAAUUUAUUUUGGGAUUUAGGCUGACUAGAAUGACAGACUCAGUUUCAUAUUUGAACUCACCUGCUUAAUAUUUUAGAUGGAAUGAAAUAUAGGAUAUUAGAAAUUUAGAGACACAGACAUUUCUCAAGGCACAUGGAAGAAUUUUCCCUUCCUAUUAGUUUACUUGAAAAUCAGUAUUGUCUUAUGUGUGCCAAAGAUUUUUUUUUAAAGUAUACUUCCAAAUAUUACCUAUGUAAAUCUGAGUUUGAGGGUUACUUGCACACACAAAGGCACUGCCAUUUACAAAAUAUGCCAUAAUUAUGAGUAGAACUUCAUAUUUCUAGUUUUGAACUGACACAACUUCACUGCAGGUUCCACAGGUGAAUUUACAGAUGGGUGAAUAAGCUAACAGUUGUAAUAACUUCCUUAACUUCUGCAAAGUGAUUUCACUACUCGUUCAUAAUUCAGCAUUUUUACAAGUUUCAGAAUUAGCCACCAGUGAGACAGCUAGCAAUAUUUAUAGAAUGUUUUGACUAAAGUGUUUUAGGGUAAAUGUUUACAUUUUUGAAUUCUUGCUAUUUGACAUAUUAUUGGUAUGGUAUUUCAUUCCUGUUAGUCACAGGAUUAAAUUGAUAUGGCUGUAUUGUCAAGGAAGUGGACAUUUGGAAAGUAUAUUUGAAGGAAAAGAAAAAAAAAUUCACCUCUCAUAUACUUUGUUUCCAUUUUUAUUAAGAAUGUACUAAUUUUACUAAGAAUUUAUUUGGCCCUUUUUUACUUCUGGAAGUUGUAGAUGUGUAAAAAGUUACAGUGAAAUUUCAAAUCAGCUUCAUGGUGGGGAAAAAAAGUCUUAAAGAUGAGUAUGUUGGCAGAUAAAAAAUGGUUAAAAAAAGAUUAAUGGGGCAUUAAGUGUAACUUGGAGUAAAACAGGAUUUGGUACUAUAAGUUUGAAUUAAUACGGCCUGACUAUAAGUCCAAGAAGUCAGGGAAUUUUAAGCCAUAUACUAAGCUGAAUUCUCAAAGCCACACGUGUAUGGGCCCAGUUAUUUACAUUAACAUCCUCCCUUUAGAGAUGCAGAUGGCUGCUUUUAAGACUAAGAUAGGCUCUUUGAAAAGGCAGCCAUGUCAUUCCUAUAUAUAUGUAUAUGUGUAUUCACACACACACACACACACACAUACAUACAUACACACAUACAUAUCUAUAUCCAUCCAUUCUUCCCUUGAUCAUCCAGCCUUCCAUUCUGUGCUCCCCACCAUCUCCCACCAUCCAAAAACGUGAUGGAAAAUAUUAGGGUUUACACUAGGAUGCAGUGCUGUGUUCAUGGUGUUUGAGUUCUAGAUAUGCCCUUAGCUUCUGCUUAUUUUUGUCCUCUUAAAUUAGUACUUUUAUUUUCUAAAAUGUGAUUGUGCUGACAUUUUGUUUAAUAGUACUAUUUGACAUAUCCUGACUGUCACACGGUAUCUUGAAAUUAUUUGGGGUUUUGGCCAGUCUUUCAAAAAAUGAAAAUAAAGCAGAACCAAGGCAUUCUUAGUUUCUUCAGAAGAACCACCUACCAUAUUAGGUUUUAGGGGAAAAUAGAAAGGUCUUUCAGGUGGUUUAGUCAAAAAUUAUUUCUAGAAAAGGAAUAUUUGAAUGGAUAGACUUUGUAAGGCAUGUGUUUGAAAUAAAACUUUUAUUUUUUUUUUCAACAUUUGUGGAUAAGGGUGGGUAACACUUGUACUAACUUUGAAUGUAAAAGCCACUUUAGAAUGAACUUUUUAAUUCCUGGAAUUUCACACCUAGGUACUGUGCUAUAACAGCUCCUCAACCAAUACACACCAGGUCCAUGUACAUCUGGCUAAGUUUGUUUUAAGGCUACUAGAAAGUAUUUUUAUUUAGAAAUAGGACAUUAACAGACACCUGGAGUGGGAAGCCAGUGAUUUGUUGUUCACUAACCUCUUUUGCACUUUUGUAUACAACUGCUUGCACUAGUAUCUCAGUGUGGAAUUUUAACAUCAUUUUGGAAUGUGAAUAAAUGUUUUAAACUUAAUUUAUAAAAAGAAUUUCUUUAUGUAUUUUGCAGAAGUGUAGCAAAUAGAUGGUCGAUUGUUUUUUAACUUUGUUGUGUUAUUUUGAUUAUUCUGUUCUGUUAUCUCAUUGCACACUAUGAAUUUGAGUGCCAGGAAUAGCAAAAUAAAACUCUAACCUGAAAAAUGAA